AUGAUCCUCAAAUUCUCUUCACUCAUCGCCCUCGUCGCCGUUGCUGUGGCCGUGCACACUGCUUCAGCCUCCAUCGCUGCCACCUGCUCCGACGGCACACAGGUCCCCGACAAGAUGUGCUGCAACUUCAUCCCUCUCAUAUCAGCGCUCCAGAAUACUUUGUUCAUGGAAGAAUGCGGUGAAGAUGCUCACGAGGUCAUUCGUCUAACUUUCCAUGAUGCCAUUGCUAUCUCUCAGAGCCAGGGUCCCGCGGCCGGUGGAGGAGCCGACGGGUCGAUGCUCAUCUUCCCGACCGUCGAGCCAUCGUUCGCAGCGAACGUGGGCAUCAACGACAGUGUCGACAGUCUGACUCCGUUCAUGUCUCAGUUCCCCAGCAUCACCGCUGCCGACCUCGUCCAGUUCGCAGGCGCGGUCGCACUGAGCAACUGCCCAGGCGCGCCCCAACUGGAGUUUCUUGCCGGUCGUCCCAAUGCUACUGCGCCGGCCGUCGAGGGCCUGAUCCCCGAACCACAGGACAACAUCACGUCGAUCCUGGACCGGUUCGCCGAUGCCGGUAGCUUCAGCCCGUUCGAGGUUGUCUCCCUCCUUGCCUCUCACUCUAUUGCUCGUGCCGAUAAGGUCGACCCGACCAUCGACGCCGCGCCAUUCGACUCCACCCCAUUCGUGUUUGACACCCAGGUCUUCCUCGAGGUUCUCCUCAGGGGCGUCGGCUUCCCGGGUACCGACAACAACACCGGCGAGGUCGAGUCCCCACUCCCGCUCACCGUCGGCAGCGACACCGGCGAGAUGCGUCUCCAAUCGGACUUUGCACUCGCUCGCGACCCGCGCACGGCGUGCUUCUGGCAGGGCUUCGUCAACCAGCAGGAGUUCAUGGCAUCGAGCUUCAAGGCGGCCAUGUCCAAGCUUGCGAUCCUGGGCCACAAUCGCGCGGACCUGGUCGACUGCUCGGCCGUCGUCCCCGUUCCGAAGCCGGCGGUGAACAAGCCUGCGAGCUUCCCCGCCACCACUGGCCCGCAGGACCUGGAGCUGUCGUGCACGACCGAGAAGUUCCCGACGCUGACCGUCGACGACGGCGCAUACGAGACGGUGAUCCCGCACUGCCCGGACGGCAGCAUGACAUGCAACGAUGUCCGGUUCAGAGUCCAGGCCGUCGACUAUUAA
Molecule: messenger RNA, 1161 nt
Organism: Phanerochaete carnosa HHB-10118-sp
Lineage: Eukaryota; Fungi; Basidiomycota; Agaricomycetes; Polyporales; Phanerochaetaceae
Exons: 8
Coding region: 1-1161 (386 amino acids)
Biological process (GO): cellular response to oxidative stress; response to reactive oxygen species; hydrogen peroxide catabolic process
Molecular function (GO): heme binding; peroxidase activity
Source: RefSeq, a predicted model, not a curated record